Molecule: messenger RNA, 2778 nt
Organism: Lactuca sativa (garden lettuce)
Lineage: Eukaryota; Viridiplantae; Streptophyta; Magnoliopsida; Asterales; Asteraceae
Biological process (GO): telomere maintenance; DNA repair
Molecular function (GO): DNA helicase activity
Source: RefSeq, a predicted model, not a curated record
AUGACGUCUUUUGGAGGUGAGGUUGAUGAUGAUAUUAGUAAGGGUCAGGUCUCACAUAGGCUUGGUUCUUUUUGUCCUGAAGGGCAUAAACGUCCAAGGUUUUUACAGUUGUACAUUGUAGACACAGAAAAUGAGGUUUCCAACAAGCUGUAUGCUUUUAAUAAGCCAUCAAGACCACCGUUAGAUGAGAAAGUUGUUGUAUUGUUGAUGAACAUGUUGAAUGUUCAUAACGAGUAUCGAUAUGGCCCGCCCGCACCUGGUACUCUCGGUUGCGUUGUUUUUGGUGAUGAUUCUGUAACAAACAAGUAUGAUGUUAUUGUAUAUGCAAACUCUGGAAAUCCACAACGAAUUAGCAAGCUUCAUCCCAGUUACAUGGCAUUGCAAUAUCCUUUGCUUUUCCCUUAUGGAGAGGGAGGGUGGUCUCCACGCCUGAAAUUGGUGGCUGAACCAAGUAAUGAUGUGAAGAACUUAACGCAACAAUUGAGAUUAGAGUAUGUGACUGGAGUCUAUGAUGUUAUUUCUAGGGGAGAUGUCGACAGUCGGUCUAUUGGGAAGCGUGUAUUGUUACCUCCCUCUUUCGUAGGUGGUCCACGUUAUAUGUACAACCACUAUCAAGAUGCUUUAUCCAUUUGUAGAGAGUACGAGACCCCGCAGUACUUUAUCACUUUUACGUGUAAUGUUAACUGGCCUGAGAUCAAACGGUAUAUGAUACGUCAUAGCCAAACGGAUGCACAUAGUAGAGCUGACAUCAUUUCUCGUGUCUUCCGUAUAAAGGUCAGAGCACUUAUCAACUUUUUGAAAGAGGAUAAGACAUUUGGCGUAGUGACAGCCCAUUUGUACACAGUUGAGUUUCAAAAGAGGGGUCUACCACACUAUCACACUCUUUUAUGGGUGUGUAACUCAGACAAAAUACGAGAAGCUGCUGACAUUGACAGAUUCAUCAAUGCUGAAAUACCAGACCCAGUCAAUGAGCCGCUGUUAUACCACACUAUUACAACCUCUAUGAUUCAUGGACCAUGUGGUUUGUUAAAUAUAAAAUCUCCAUGUAUGAAAGAUGGCAAAUGCAGUAAACGGUAUCCAAAACCAUUUUCUGAUUCCACUGUCAUUGACAAACAAGGUUAUGCGCAUUAUAGAAGGAACACUUUAGCACGUCAUACGUUACAAAAUGGUAUUGAGAUAGAUAAUGGAUAUGUUGCCCCAUAUAAUAAAUGUCUAUGUAAUCGUUUUAAUGCGCAUAUCAAUGUUGAAUAUUGUGGUUGGAACAUGAUGAUAAAGUACUUAUUCAAGUAUGUUUCAAAAGGUAUGGAACGGGCAAAGUUUGUUAUUAAGAAGGAUGUCUAUGAUAGAACUACUACUUCUUCACAAGAGAUUGUGGUUGAUGAAAUACGAAGUUUUAUUGACGGUCGAUAUAUCUGUCCACAUGAGGCUGCUUGGGGUAUAUUGAAUUUUUCAAUACACGAACGUGAUCCGCCAGUGGUGAUACUACCAGUUCACUUACCGAACAUGCAAACAGUUUAUUUUAAAGAAGACAGUCGAAUUUCAGAUGUUGUACACAAUGCGUCUUUUGGAAGUAGUUUGCUUCUUGGAUGGUUUGAGAAUAACAAAUGGGACAAAGGUGGGUUGGAUCUAACGUAUGGAGCUUACCCUUCAAAGUAUGUGUGGAAUAAGCGUGCAAAAAGGUGGAAAUUAAGAGAGCGGAUAACAUUACAUGCAAUAGGUCGAAUUGCAUUUGUACACCCAUCCGAUGGAGAGUUGUUUUACCUUCGGAUGUUACUUUUCCAUCAGAAAGGUUGCAAAUCCUAUGAAGAUGUUCGCACUGUUCAUAACAAACUCCAUCCUAAUUUUCGCAGCGCGUGCGAUGCUUUGGGUCUGAUUGGAGAUGACAAGGAGUGGCUGCUUGCCUUUACACAAGCAUCAAACUGGGCAACCUCCGCACAACUACGGUCUCUAUUUUGUCACUUGCUCAUUCUUUGCGAAGUUAGUGAUCCCAUCUCCUUAUGGGAAACUGGGUGGCGUGCCAUGAGUGACGACAUACUAUAUAAUUUGAAGAAACACAAUCCUAACACAAAAUUAUGUGUAAGUGAUGUCCAUAUGCAACAGUUGGUCUUAUUAGAGGUAGAAAAAGUUCUUCGCUCAUGCACACCAUCAAAGUCAGUAGCUGAUUUCAAUCUACCAUUGCCAUCAGAUCACGUUGAAACGUUUUUCCAAAAUCGUUUGCUUUUGGAAGAAACAAGUUAUGAUAGAGAAGAGUUGUCCAGCCAACACAAAAUAAUGGUGUCUCGCCUAAACAGUGAACAACUUAACAUUUACAACUUAGUUGUAUCCACACACAAUAAUGGCAAUCAGGUCUUAUUCUUUAUAUACGGGCAUGGUGGAACUGGGAAAACAUUCCUUUGGACAACGUUGUUAUCUUAUUUUCGCUCGAUUGGAAAAAUUGCACUGGCUGUUGCUGUUUCAGGUAUUGCAUCCUUGCUUUUGCCUUCAGGAAGAACGGCUCAUUCCAGGUUUAACAUACCAAUUGACUUGUCAAAUAAAUCAGCAUGCGACAUUAAAAAGAAAACUUUCUUAGCAGCCCUGUUAAAAGAAACAUCAAUCAUCAUAUGGGAUGAGGCCCCUAUGAGCGAAAAACGGUGUUUUGAAUGUUUAGACCAUUCUUUAAGAGAUAUCCUCGACUGUGACAGUAAGGUUUUUGGUGGGAUGUCGGUGCUAUGGGUGGUGAUUUCCGUCAAACAUUACCUGUAUCUCCAAAAAGCAGUAGAUGGCAGAUCGUUGCUUUAA